Patiria miniata (bat star) is the source of this 1394-nucleotide messenger RNA. Its product is annotated as dnaJ homolog subfamily C member 27-like. Lineage: Eukaryota; Metazoa; Echinodermata; Asteroidea; Valvatida; Asterinidae. Bases 146 to 730 code for a protein of 194 amino acids. Gene Ontology annotation, molecular function: GTPase activity; GTP binding. The transcript has 6 exons. The record is from RefSeq and is a predicted model, not a curated record.
AAACAUGUAAUUCGCACCAACAAUGUGCCCCAGUCUUCAACUUUAUGAAGUUGGCGCAGAGCUUGGAAGAAGAAGAAGAUGAAGAAGUGUAGGGCCUAGGCCUACGUGUAGUUUUUGUAGGUAAUAUUUUGAAUUUACAGAUGAUAUGAUGGAUAGAGAGUCUGGCCAUCUCCCAAUCUCCGUUGAAGGCGUUGUCUCCUCUCUUAUCUGGGUCAAAAUCAUUGCCUUAGGAACAGCAGCUGCGGGCAAAACCUGCCUCAUUAAACACUUCUGUGAAGAUAAGUUUUCGGCAGCAUACCAGCCAACUGUAGGCGUAGACUAUGGAUUUAAGAUUCAGAAAGUCAAAGAUCUUGACUUGAGGGUCCAUCUGUGGGAUCUUUCCGGACAGUUGGAGUAUGCAGAAGUGCGCAAUGAACUCUAUGGAGGGACGCAGGCAUGCAUUCUGGUGUUCGACAUCACAAAUCGUACCUCAUUUGAAAACCUGGAUUUCUGGUUGAAAGAGGCAGUUAGAAAUGGAGCAGGGACAAUGCACACAGUUGUAGUGGCAAAUAAGAUUGACAUUAAAGGCAAGCGGGCAGUCUCUGCAGAGGAGGCAGCCAAAUGGGCGGUAACCAGGAAACUCAAAUAUUAUGAGACAUCCGCCAUGAGCGGUGAAGGAGUACUGAGGAUGUUCUGCGAGGUAUUGGAGGUGGCCUCAACCAAUGUGUCCAAGGGACAAAUGGUGGGAUGAUGGAAAAGUAAGCACUGCAAGAUAAUAGCUUGCUUUAACUCGCAACCCAAGAUAUGCCAAGAACUGCCCCCACCCCGCCACACCCUGUCAUUUCCUGGUGUAAAGAAAUCGACUCCAUGCAUGAACAGACAGUAAUUUCUAAAAAUGACUGUGCUUCAUCACCUUGUGUAAGAGCAGCAGUUGGGGAUACGGGGCGCGUACACGCACUGGUAUGUGCCCAUAUACGAAGAGUAUGAGCACAAUCCCAUGGCAUCUUCGUGUGAAAUUCAGGCGCCAUCAGUAAUUCUUCUAAUGCCCCUCUCAGUCAUUUUUCUCUACUUCAUCUUUUGAACUGCUGAGGAGGGACUUGUUGAAGGGAAAUAUGUGAUGGAGGGGACCCCCCUCUUUUGUGUUUGUCAUUGUGUUCCCAGAACCUCAGGAAUUCUUUUGAGAUAUCUAGGGGAUGUGUUAGGUAACAAUAGUCUGGAGUGUGUAUAGGGACACGGAGGGUACCCCUCCGUCUGAAAUCAUGCACGGUAUCCUGGAGUCAACUGCAUGAAUGAUAAAUUGCAACUUGGCCCUAAGGAUGUGACGUUUACACGUUUGAAACGUUAAACAAAAAUCUAAAUGUGUUUACAAAUUUCUAAACCCCAAUUUUGAAUAAAAGGGAUCUGCAUUCACACGA